UGAAAGAGACCACAAACAAAGAACGGAGACAGGGAAAGAACACAGGGAGGAGGGAGCGAGAUAAAGAGAGACAGAGUGACGCGGGGCAGACAAGAGGAACGGGGCUGCAGCUGGAAAGAGUGACAGCUCAAGAUCAAGAGGCUGAUCGAGGGAGAGUGAAGGAGGAGCCCACUAAGGAGGGAGGGAGGGAGGAGGAGGAGUCUUGAACAAGACUAAGAUUUUUUUUAAAUCGCUUUGGAGAGAGAAAGGUCUACAAACAGAACCCGUCCAAACACAGCCAUUACACUGGAGCAGCGUGCUGAGCCCAAGGAAUAUGGAUUGAAGUCAAGACAAGUUGGAAAUCUAUCUGGGAACAGGACACCCUAAUUAAACCGACAACCAAAGGAACCACUGCUGUAGCGAAGAGAGGGAGAGAAAGACAGACAGUGAGAGGGAGCAAGAGAAGUGAGAGUACAGGGCAGUGAACGAGUAAGGGAAAAAGAGUGGCUAGACAGAGGAAGGCAAAAGAAGAGAAUUAAUACCACCCACUGUGCCAAUACCACACACAGAGUAAAAUUGUUACGCACAUACACACAUUCAAAGACAGAAAUCCUGCCUGUGCCACACACACAGUAUUUAUGUCUCACACGUUGGCUAUACCACACACACCGAAUUUCUCAAACAGGUUUGCAUGCAACAUAUGCAGUUUGUAUUCGACACGCUGAAAUCAAAGCGUUUAUAUCAACAGAAACGGAGAGAAACGAAGAAGAUAAAGAGGCAUGGAGAGACAUUAGAGCGUCAUGUGGGUUGGUAUUACUACGCACAGAGUGACAUAGACAGACAAAACGCAACACAGUGGCAUCACGGGGCCUCCACGAGAGCAGGAACUCUUCGAAAACUAACCUGAGGAACUAUACUGCCAACUUAACCCCGAACAAUAAUUACCACAGAACUGAAGGCCGGUGAUUCUUCUACACUUCGACUACAAUCCUACUACCAUUYACCAGCAGCAAAGCAGAGCAACUGUAUUGAGGAUCUAUCACCUCCGUAGGAUGGGUGCCUAAGACAGGCGAGCUGAAGAGCUGUGUCCCUGGAAGGAGCACCACCAGCCCUCCAGCCCCUCCCCACCAUGCUGCCCCAGACGGCCCAGGGCAGGGGCACCUUAAGCAGGGUACGAGGGCUCCUGCUGCUGCCCCUCCUAAUGGUGCUGCUGGUGACUGUAUMUGCUGCACAGAGCGAGAAGAGUCAGGAGAACCAGGGAGAGAAUAACACUGGCAGUACGGAGGGCCCGGAGACUGUCUCCUCAGAUGUGGCCAUCGUCAGUCCUCGUAACUCCUGGCUCGUCUUCAGACACAACUCCAACAAAGGAGAGAACAAGAAGACCAAGCCCCUAAAGAGGGCAUCUAAGCAUGGUCUACCGGGCCCCCCCGGACCACCAGGCCCUCAAGGGCCACCCGGCCCCCCCGCCCCCCUGUUACCUCAGCAGGAAGAGCUGAUGCAGGAGUUCCAGCUACGACUGAGAGAGAUGGCUGGUGGACCCUGUCUGCUCUGUGAGCGACCUCCCCGUGUGGCCACCGCCUUCCACUGCCGCCUGCACCACCCCCUCACCGUGCCACGCCGCAGUCUGCUAGAGCUGCAGCCAUUCAGCAGUGUCUCGGACACUGAGCAGAGCCUCCAGAGGGGCCAGGGCUUCAACUCUAGCAGUGGCCGCUACACGGCUCCCGUCUCCGGGUUCUACCAACUCACCGCCAGCCUUCUCAUAGAGAUGGCUGGUGGACCCUGUCUGCUCUGUGAGCGACCUCCCCGUGUGGCCACCGCCUUCCACUGCCGCCUGCACCACCCCCUCACCGUGCCACGCCGCAGUCUGCUAGAGCUGCAGCCAUUCAGCAGUGUCUCGGACACUGAGCAGAGCCUCCAGAGGGGCCAGGGCUUCAACUCUAGCAGUGGCCGCUACACGGCUCCCGUCUCCGGGUUCUACCAACUCACCGCCAGCCUUCUCAUAGAUAGUGUGAAGGCUUCCAUCUGCAUUGAGUCCCUAUGCCAGAGCAAUGUGUCUCUGGAUUCGGUGACAGGGUGGGUAGUUCAGGAGUCUUCAGCAUCUUACUGACAGGAACCCUUUACAUACAGGCGGGGGAGUAUGUGUCCAUUUUCGUCGACAACGGAACAGGCUCAGCGCUCACAGUCCUCCAGGAUACUUUGUUUUCCGGAUACUCCUGGGAGUGUGAACACAGUAAAACAAAUGAACACACACAUACGUAAGCAGAUACACACACACACACACACACACACACACA
Molecule: messenger RNA, 2273 nt
Organism: Salvelinus sp. IW2-2015
Lineage: Eukaryota; Metazoa; Chordata; Actinopteri; Salmoniformes; Salmonidae
Source: RefSeq, a predicted model, not a curated record